AAUAACUAUUUUGCAUAUCAUAUUUGGAUCGGCCAUUUCCUUUUUUAGAAAGUAACAUAUCGUUCCACUACAUUCAUUACUUCUUACCCCUAUUGGUCAUUGUUGUUUAUAUUCAUCCUAUUAUAAUCAUAUCCAUUUUUAUUUCACUUCAUCAUGUCUCACUUCAUGCAAACACCUAAGAGACCAAAUCUCCCUGCUACCCCUAGCACAUAUUGCAAGACAAGUCUUCCACCAUUAUCAUCUAUUUUAAAGAAAGAGGCAAUGGCUACACCAUACAAUGGUGGUAAUAGACUCCCAUCUAUAGAUACAUUUACAACUCCAAUUUCAUCAACAAAGUUCAAUAGUCAAUUUGGACAUUCCACAUAUCAUCCAAUGGGAUCUGCAAAUCUUACAUUAGCUACACCUUCCAAGGUUAGCAGCUCAUCAUCAAAUGCCAAUUUCAGCUUUGCCAAUUCUAGUAUGGACCAUAGUGAAACUGAUAUUACUCCUAUUGAAUCAGCUGCUCAGUCAAAGACCAGUUCUCCAAUUGAAUCCAAAGCAUACGCAUUCAUUAGUCAUUCUCCUGCAACUUUUCCAAAUCAAGAACCAUCCAUUGAUAAUGCACCAUUGGCAAGAAGAAAAAGAAGAAGAACAUCCCCUAAUGAAUUAUCGAUUUUAAACAAGGAGUUUGAAGCUGGCUCUACUCCAAACAAACUCAGACGUAUUGAAAUAUCUAAAAAGGUUAUGAUGACUGAAAAGGCAGUUCAAAUUUGGUUUCAAAAUAAGAGACAAUCUUUAAGAAAGCAUUCAACUUCUGAAAAGGAAGUCACAGAGCUUCCACAAGUCUCAGAACCCAUUUUAACUGCAUCUACCCCAAUCAAGCCUAUCUUGACAAAGUCUCAGUCUUUUGUUAGCCCCCCACCUGUUAUCCAAGCUUCACCAAUUCAAAAGAGAUCCCUCUCUACCAAUUGUCUUCCAAGACUUCCUCCUUCCACUCCACUUUUAAACAAGAUGAUCUUUAGAAGUAGUACCCCAAACAUGGAAAUGGAAAAUCCAAUUGAUCAACAACUUGUUUUAAAUGAAACCAAAAAGAAACAACCAAAUUUCUUGAAUUCAAGAAGCUCAAGUACAAUGACUUUCAAAUUGGCACCAGCAAAGACUAAAUCACCAAAGAGGGAACAAGCAGAAAGAAAGCCAUUAAGUGAACUCAGUGUAAAUGUUCCAAAUAAAGUGAAUGCAAAGCUUGAAAGUGUAAAGAAAACUGGAGAAAACGAAUGUAUCGUUAACUUGUUAUCGUUAAGAGCCGGUAACUGGAAAUAGAUAAGGACAUGUAUAUAGAGAUAGAAUUACGAG
Messenger RNA from [Candida] anglica, 1332 nucleotides. The record is from the annotation of a GenBank genome assembly. Lineage: Eukaryota; Fungi; Ascomycota; Pichiomycetes; Serinales; Debaryomycetaceae.